Molecule: messenger RNA, 3231 nt
Organism: Annulohypoxylon truncatum
Lineage: Eukaryota; Fungi; Ascomycota; Sordariomycetes; Xylariales; Hypoxylaceae
Product: CRM1 C terminal-domain-containing protein
Exons: 10
Coding region: 1-3231 (1076 amino acids)
Biological process (GO): protein export from nucleus; ribosomal large subunit export from nucleus; ribosomal small subunit export from nucleus
Cellular component (GO): cytoplasm; nucleus
Molecular function (GO): small GTPase binding; nuclear export signal receptor activity
Source: RefSeq, a predicted model, not a curated record
AUGGCGCCCACAAUCUCGGAAUUGGACCUCAUGGUCCAGUCCUUCUACGAAGGUCGCGGCGAACAGCAAAAAGCCGCCCAAACCGCGUUGAACCAGUUCAAGGAAGAUCCCGACGCAUGGCUACUCGUCGACAAGAUUCUUGCCGAGUCAAGGCACCCGCAGACAAAAUAUCUCGGGCUUCAAAUAUUGGAUAGUGUCAUUAUGACGAGAUGGAAGGUUUUGCCCAGAGAGCAGUGUCUAGGCAUUCGCAACUUUGUUGUCAACUUCAUCAUCCAGGCGUCCAGCACGGAAGAAUCACUCCGAGCCCAACGAACUCUCCUGAACAAGUUGAAUCUGGUCCUAGUCUCGAUUCUGAAGCAGGAGUGGCCUCAUAACUGGCCUACGUUCAUUAACGAAAUCAUCUUAGCCUGCCGCUCGAAUCUGUCUAUCUGCGAGAACAACAUGAUCAUCCUCCGUCUACUUUCCGAGGAAGUCUUCGACUACUCGGCCGAACAGAUGACCUCAGCAAAGACUCGAAGUCUCAAAACCACCAUGUGCAACGAAUUCUCCCAGAUCUUUCAGCUAUGUCAGGAGAUUCUUACUUCGGCAACCCAAACGAGUCUAGUUAAGGCUACUCUAGAGACGUUACUUCGCUUUUGUAACUGGAUCCCCUUAGGGUAUAUCUUCGAGACACCGCUCAUCGAGACUUUGCGCACACGGUUUCUCGAGGUUCCCGAAUUCCGUAACGUUACCUUACAAGUGUUCACUGAGAUCGGCGGGCUUGUGACUGGGGGACCGGGACAGGGAAAUGCCUACAGCGAACAGUUAGUGAAGAUGUUCGUUGACGUGCUUACGACCAUUGCCGGUAUCAUCCCCUUGGAUCUUGACCUCAAAAGCACUUAUCCGCAGAGCAAUUCCAAGGACCAGGAAUUUCUCCAGGAGUUGGCAUUAUUUUUGUGCAACUUUUUCGGCCAGCAUGUUGACCUAGUUGAGAAUUUACCUAACCGAGACUUCCUCACACACGGUCACUUCUAUCUCAUCCGAAUCUCUCAAAUUGAGGACCGCGAAAUCUUCAAGAUUUGUCUAGAUUAUUGGCUCAAGUUGGUCCAAGAACUAUACGAGGAGAUGCAAACUGCGCCCUUGCCAGAGAUGAAUCCCCUUAUGAUGGGCGCUGGCUCGACCAAUGGAGCGGUUAACCCAAGCCUGCUGCAAAAUUUCCCCCUCCGCAUGCACAAGUACAAGGAGGUUUUAUCAAACCUUCGCGUUGUUAUGAUCGAGAAGAUGGUACGACCCGAAGAGGUUCUCAUUGUUGAAAACGACGAAGGUGAAAUUGUGCGCGAGUUUGUCAAAGAGAGCGACACGGUGCAAUUAUACAAGACUAUAAGAGAGUGCUUAGUAUACUUGACGCAUCUUGACGUGAUUGACACCGAGACGAUCAUGACCGAAAAGCUACAGAAGCAAGUCGAUGGCACCGAAUGGUCAUGGCAUAACUGCAACGUUUUAUGUUGGGCCAUCGGCUCGAUAUCACUCGCGAUGAACGAGGAGACGGAGAAACGAUUCCUCGUUACUGUGAUCAAGGAUCUUCUGGGGCUUACGGAAAUGAAACGUGGCAAAGACAACAAGGCUGUUGUGGCCAGCAAUAUCAUGUAUAUUGUUGGGCAAUAUCCUCGUUUCUUGAAGGCGCAUUGGAAAUUCCUUAAGACGGUUGUCAAUAAGCUCUUCGAAUUCAUGCACGAGUCACAUGAAGGAGUGCAGGAUAUGGCGUGUGAUACGUUCAUCAAGAUCGCAAGACAAUGUCGACGACACUUCGUGGCUCUGCAGCCUAGUGAGAGUGAGCCCUUUAUUGAAGAGAUCAUUCGUAAUCUGCAGCGCAUUACAUGCGAUCUCACGCCUCAGCAAGUCCAUACGUUCUACGAAGCUUGUGGUUAUAUGGUUGCUGCGCAGGGUAACAAACACCAGCAAGAGAGACUACUUGCCGAACUCAUGAACGCACCCAAUGCAGCCUGGGACGAAAUCAUCAGAGCAGCUACUCAAGAUCCCCAAAUUCUGCAGGAUGCUGAUACGAUCAAGAUUAUCGGAAACAUUAUGAAGACUAACGUAUCGGCUUGCUCUUCUAUCGGACCUUACUUCGGCCCGCAGAUUGGCAGGAUAUAUCUGGACAUGCUGCAAAUGUACCGUGCUACCAGCCAACUGAUUUCCGAGGCUGUUGCCUCCGAUGGCGAACUUGCUCCUCGUAUGCCCAAGGUUCGGGGUUUGAGAACCAUCAAGAAGGAGAUCUUGAAGUUAAUUGAGGGCUACGUCGACAAGGCAGAAGAUCUACAAGCGAUCCGUCAACAAAUGGUACCGCAGCUCCUUGACUCGGUCUUAGUAGACUACAACCGCAACGUUCCGGGCGCCCGCGACGCUGAGGUUUUGAAAGCAAUGUCUACCAUCAUCACAAGACUUACAGGUCUUAUGGAAGAUCAAGUGCCGAUUAUUAUGCAGAAUAUCUUCGAAUGCACUCUUGAGAUGAUCAACAAGGACUUCUCCGAAUUCCCUGAACAUCGAGUGGAAUUCUUUAACCUCCUUCGAGCCAUCAAUCUGCAUUGCUUCCCUGCGCUGCUUAAACUUGACAACCGUCAGUUCAAGUUCGUCAUUGACGCUUGCAUGUGGGCUAGCAAGCACGACAACCGUGACGUUGAGAGUGCUGGUCUCAAUAUGUGUCUCGAGCUCGUUAUCAACAUUGCCGAGAAGACUGAUGUGCAGACCUCUAAUGCAUUCUUCCAGCAGUUCUUCAUCGGUAUCUUGCAGGACGUGUUCUUUGUCCUAACAGACCCGGAUCACAAGGCUGGCUUCAAGACGCAAUCCUUGUUGCUAAUGCGGAUGUUCUACUUUGUACUCCCCGCAGACGGCAGCACGCCAAAGAUUCAAGGCCCAGUCUACACAGACCAGGCUCCAGCUGGCACAAGUAACAAGGAUUUCCUUGCCGAGUUUGUCGGUGGUCUUUUGCGCAACGCAUUCCCUAAUCUUCAGAUUCACCAAAUCGGUGCAUUUAUCGAUUGUCUUUUCACGAUGAACACUUCGUAUGAGAAAUUCCGACUCCAAGUUCGAGAUUUCUUGAUCUCCCUCAAGGAGUUUGCCGGCGACAAUGCUGAUCUCUACAUCGUUGAGAAAGAGCAAGAAGCAGCAGACAAGCUCACUGCCGAGCACGAACGACGAGCAAAGGUCGGAGGCUUGUUAAAGCCUUCCGAGAUCGAAGACGACGAAUUGUGA